CAACCCCCCCCCCUUCCUCGAGUGUUGAGUGCAGAGCGCCAUUUUAGAGAGGCAAAGGAAGUUGUUUUGUAAAACAACUUCAAACGCUAAGAAGGGGAAAGAUAACUAAUAUAAAGCUAAAUACUUUACGGACUGUUACUAAUAAUUUCGUUGGGUAAUACGUAGUCCAGAAAUACCAUUUUAGGGAGCGUUUAUUUUGAAUCUGUUGUUGGAAGGAACAGCAGCAGGCGAAUCCGAGGUCAAAUUGGGCCUAUUUUAGUAGGUAACGUUAGUUAGCGCACUGGCUGGUUGGUUAGCUUGCUAGCUAGCUAUUCAUUUUCUGGUCACAGAAGAAGCAGACGGGACGGUGGGACAAAUCCCCGCGGAGACCAUGGCAGACGAUUUUGACAUUGAGGCUAUGCUAGAGGCUCCAUACAGAAAGGAUGAGAUCAAGUCCUCUAGCGCUAACGGACAUGAGGAGCGCAGUAGUAAGAAGAAAAAGAGGAGCCACAGCAGGAGUAGUAGGAGCCCAAGCUCUGACAAGCGCAGAAGCAAGAGCAAAGACCGGAAGAAGAGCCGGGACCGGAAGAGGAGCAAGAGUCGGGAGAAGAAACGCAGCCGCAGUAAGGAGCGCCGCCGCAGUGGCUCCCAUAGCAGGGAACGCGCCGGGCGCUACAGAGGACACCGCAGCCCCUUUUUGGGGCCGAAAUUUAACGGUGGUCCGGGAGGGAAGAUUGGCCCACCACAUGCCAACAAACUAAGUCGGAGACGCUCAAGAAGUCGUAGUCCCUUCAAGAAAGACAAGAGUCCAAUAAGGCAACCAAUUGACAACCUGACCCCAGAGGAGAGGGAUGCCCGUACUGUGUUCUGUAUGCAGCUGGCAGCCAGAAUCAGACCAAGAGAUCUAGAGGACUUCUUCUCAGCUGUGGGGAAAGUGAGAGACGUGAGGAUGAUCUCUGACAGAAACUCAAGGAGGUCAAAGGGCAUCGCCUACAUUGAGUUUCUGGAGGCGAAUUCAGUCCCGCUGGCCAUUGGCUUGACUGGACAGAGACUUCUAGGAGUGCCCAUCAUUGUCCAGGCCUCUCAGGCUGAGAAGAACAGAGCAGCAGCAAUGGCCAACAACCUUCAGAAGGGUAAUGCUGGCCCCAUGCGGCUGUAUGUGGGCUCUCUGCACUUCAAUAUCACAGAGGACAUGCUGCGAGGCAUCUUCGAGCCUUUCGGAAGGAUUGAGAGCAUACAACUUAUGAUGGACAGUGAAACUGCACGAUCCAAAGGAUAUGGUUUCAUCUCAUUUGCAGAUGCUGAGUGUGCUAAGAAGGCCCUGGAGCAGCUGAAUGGCUUUGAGCUGGCCGGACGGCCCAUGAAGGUUGGUAAUGUGACGGAACGUACCGAUUCCUCCACCGCCAGCUCCUUCCUGGACAACGAUGAGCUGGAGAGGACGGGCAUCGACCUGGGCACCACCGGGCGCCUGCAGCUCAUGGCCCGGCUGGCAGAGGGUACUGGUCUUCAGAUCCCUCCAGCUGCACAGCAGGCUCUACAGAUGAGUGGUUCCAUGCACUCCUCUUCAAUCCACUUCAGCAACAUGGCAGCUGGUACAGACAUACAAGCCAGGCCGAACCCACCCUCUGAAGCUGCCACCCCUGCGAUGAACCUGGGUACAAGCAUGAACCAGGCCAUGAACCUCCCAACUCAACCACUGGCUACACACUGCCUACAGCUGUCCAACAUGUUCAGCCCACAGUCGGAAAGUGAGCCUGGCUGGGACGUUGAGAUUCAAGAUGACGUCAUGGAGGAGUGUAACAAACACGGUGGAAUUGUCCAUAUAUACGUCGACAAGAACUCCCCUCAGGGCAACGUGUACGUGAAAUGCCCCACUAUCCCAACAGCGAUGGCUGCAGUGAAUGCCUUACAUGGACGGUGGUUUGCAGGUAAAAUGAUCACUGCAGCGUACGUACCCCUCCCAACCUACCAUAACCUUUUCCCUGAUUCAGUAAUGGCCACCCAGCUACUGAUGCCUUCGCGGCGAUAAGUCUGCCAUGCAUGGAGUAGAUGUCACAACGCCUGUGGGCUUCAAGAAUGUACAUAAUGUUUGCUAAUAUGUUGGGAACUUAUUUACCAGAGUAGCAAAAUACUGCACCAGUCCACACAAUCUUCAUUCAGAAAUACAAAAGGUUUUGAAGGAUAUUUGUUUUAUUGUUCAAUCCGACAGCCAUCAAGCUGAGCUUGAGUUCUGUAUCUGCACAUUUCUGUAGGUGCACUUGAGCAAAUUACAUUGUGUGUUUCAACCUGUAUUGCGAAAAGGGUAAGGAGUUGUUCUACAGAUAUGUUAUACAGUGGGAAGUGGGUACUAAGUAGAUUUUAAGUUGACGCUGACCACAAAAGAACAACCCAUUUUGGGGACAGCCCCACCUCCUAAUUAACCUGUGAUUCUAAUUGCAGUUUGCUCUGUUGUCCUCAUCCAAUUACCACUUAUCAUAUUGUACAUUUAGUCAUUCAGUUGUGCUUUAGAAAUGUUAAUUUGCCCAGUAAGUUUUUGUCAGUUGUGUUAAAUGAAAAGAACGAUGAUCAACACCCAAAAACAGAUCUAUUUUUUUUGUCAACACCUUCAAGGUAUUCAUUGUGUUUGAGACCACUUUAAGUUUUUAACAUUUUGUAAUCAAGACUUGAUUUUGUAAACUCUUGAUUUAAAUGUACUAUCAAAAUAAGUGAUUUGGGUGGGUCAAUGUGAUGUGCAUUUUUGUCUUGUUGACCUUGGAUUGUUUCAUCUGAAAUGAAGGGGGAUGUGAAAUGUGUUUGUAAUAAAAGCCUGGUUUACAACA
Coregonus clupeaformis (lake whitefish) is the source of this 2798-nucleotide messenger RNA. RefSeq names its product RNA-binding protein 39. Gene Ontology annotation, molecular function: RNA binding. Gene Ontology annotation, biological process: mRNA processing. The transcript has 17 exons. Gene Ontology annotation, cellular component: nucleus. NCBI's taxonomy places the organism in Eukaryota, Metazoa, Chordata, Actinopteri, Salmoniformes, Salmonidae. The record is from RefSeq and is a predicted model, not a curated record. The coding region runs from base 371 to 2008 and encodes 545 amino acids.